CUGACAUCAGAGCCGCAGGCGGGCGGAGGGAGCCAGCUGAGCCGAAGCAGAGUCCCAGCGAGAGAACAGGCGGGCGGGCCAGGCGCUCAGCAACUGCGGACCUUGGCGGGAUCUCAGCGCCAGCCACCUUGGGCCUCGCAGCCAGCCCCGAGGCGGGGCAUCUGCAGAUAUGUGUCCAGGUGUUGUGCAUGCUGGUAUCUCAAAAGGAGCCCUGGCUGUGGCCGGGGGGCAGUGGGCCAUGCCGGGGGCAGUGGAAGGCCCCAACUGGAAGCAGGCGGAGGACAUUAGGGACAUUUACGACUUCCGUGAUGUUCUGGGAACUGGGGCCUUCUCAGAGGUAAUCCUGGCAGAAGACAAAAGGACUCAGAAGCUGGUGGCCAUCAAAUGCAUCGCCAAGAAGGCUCUGGAGGGCAAGGAGGGCAGCAUGGAAAAUGAGAUUGCUGUGUUGCACAAGAUCAAGCACCCCAACAUUGUUGCCCUGGAUGACAUCUAUGAGAGUGGGGGCCACCUCUAUCUCAUCAUGCAGCUGGUGUCAGGAGGGGAGCUGUUUGACCGCAUUGUGGAAAAAGGCUUUUACACGGAGCGGGAUGCCAGCCGUCUUAUAUUCCAAGUGCUGGAUGCUGUCAAGUAUCUGCAUGACCUGGGCAUUGUACACCGGGACCUCAAGCCAGAGAAUCUGCUGUACUACAACCUGGAUGAAGACUCCAAGAUCAUGAUCUCCGACUUUGGCCUCUCCAAGAUGGAGGACCCUGGCAGUGUACUCUCCACGGCCUGCGGGACUCCAGGAUACGUGGCCCCUGAGGUCCUGGCCCAGAAACCCUACAGCAAGGCAGUGGAUUGCUGGUCCAUUGGAGUCAUUGCCUAUAUCCUGCUCUGCGGUUACCCCCCCUUCUAUGACGAGAAUGAUGCCAAACUCUUUGAACAGAUUUUGAAGGCCGAGUACGAGUUUGACUCUCCUUACUGGGACGACAUCUCUGACUCUGCCAAAGAUUUCAUCAGGCACUUGAUGGAGAAGGAUCCAGAGAAGAGGUUCACCUGUGAGCAGGCCUUGCAGCACCCAUGGAUUGCAGGAGAUACGGCUCUAGAUAAGAAUAUUCACCAGUCAGUGAGUGAGCAGAUCAAGAAGAACUUUGCCAAGAGCAAGUGGAAGCAAGCCUUCAAUGCCACGGCUGUGGUGCGGCACAUGAGGAAGCUACAGCUGGGCACCAGCCAGGAGGGGCAGGGAUCGACGGCGAGCCACGGGGAGCUGCUGACACCAGCAGCUGCAGGGCCAGUGGCUGGCUGCUGCUGUCGAGACUGCUGUGUGGAGCCGGGCCCGGAAAUGUCCCCCAGGCUGUCCCCCCAGCUCUAGGUCCCUGGAUCCAGGGUCAGGAUCCCCUGUGUGUGAGAGAUUGGGGGCAGACUGCUCCCCUU
Molecule: messenger RNA, 1413 nt
Organism: Eptesicus fuscus (big brown bat)
Lineage: Eukaryota; Metazoa; Chordata; Mammalia; Chiroptera; Vespertilionidae
Gene: CAMK1
Product: calcium/calmodulin dependent protein kinase I
Exons: 13
Coding region: 170-1351 (393 amino acids)
Biological process (GO): peptidyl-serine phosphorylation
Cellular component (GO): intracellular anatomical structure
Molecular function (GO): ATP binding; calmodulin binding; calcium/calmodulin-dependent protein kinase activity
Source: RefSeq, a predicted model, not a curated record